Nycticebus coucang (slow loris) is the source of this 1137-nucleotide messenger RNA. RefSeq names its product sirtuin 5 (gene SIRT5). NCBI's taxonomy places the organism in Eukaryota, Metazoa, Chordata, Mammalia, Primates, Lorisidae. Bases 166 to 1098 code for a protein of 310 amino acids. The record is from RefSeq and is a predicted model, not a curated record. The transcript has 9 exons. Gene Ontology annotation, molecular function: protein-malonyllysine demalonylase activity; protein-succinyllysine desuccinylase activity; NAD+ binding.
CGGCGCCAACCUGCAAUGAGCAUGCGCGGCCCAGCCUGCCCCGCGGUCACCGCGUGCUGCUGUGGGGGGCUUCCGGACCCAAAGACUGGGCCGGGGGUCCGCGAGGGUGGCGGGCCCCGGAGCUCGACCAGCCCACCUCAAGAUUAGAACUAUAAAGAAAACCUGAUGUGGCCUUUCUGGUUUGUCCCAAGCCGAUUAUUUUCCCAGAUGUAUUGUGGCCUGAAGCCUCCAGCCUCCACACAAAUCAAGAUUUGCCUGACAAUGGCUCGUCCAAGUUCAAGUAUGGCCGAUUUUCGGACAUUUUUUGCAAAAGCAAAGCACAUAGUCAUCAUUUCAGGGGCUGGUGUUAGUGCCGAAAGCGGGGUUCCGACCUUCAGAGGAGCCGGAGGUUAUUGGAGAAAAUGGCAGGCUCAGGACCUGGCGACCCCACAGGCCUUUGCCCACAACCCGUCUCGCGUGUGGGAGUUCUAUCACUACCGGCGCGAGGUUGUGCGCACCAAGGAGCCCAAUCCUGGGCACCUCGCGAUUGCCGAGUGUGAGGCCCGGCUAGGCAAACAGGGCCGACGGAUCAUGGUCAUCACCCAGAAUAUUGAUGAGUUGCACCGCAAGGCUGGCACCAAGAACCUUCUGGAAAUCCAUGGUAGCUUAUUUAAAACUCGAUGUACCUCUUGUGGAGUUGUGGCCGAAAAUUACAAGAGUCCAAUUUGUCCAGCUUUAUCAGGAAAAGGUGCUCCAGAACCUGAAACUCAAGAAGCCAGAAUCCCCGUUGAGAAACUUCCCCGGUGCGAAGAGGAAGGGUGCGGAGGCUUGCUGCGACCUCAUGUUGUGUGGUUUGGAGAAAACCUGGAUCCUGCCAUUCUGGAGGAGGUUGACCGAGAGCUCACCCUCUGUGAUUUAUGUCUAGUGGUGGGCACUUCCUCUGUGGUGUACCCAGCUGCCAUGUUUGCCCCCCAGGCGUCUGCCAGGGGAGUGCCAGUGGCCGAGUUUAACAUGGAGACCACCCCUGCCACAAACAGAUUCAGGUUUCAUUUCCAGGGACCCUGUGGUACAACUCUUCCUGAAGCGCUUGCCCCUCAUGAAAAUGAAACUGUUUCUUAAGUCUCCUAGGAAAGAGAAAAUAUAGUAUGUCUAAGAACU